AUGGAGGGCCACGGGGUGCCGUGGGGAAGCGGGCCCGUCUCGGGUCCGGGCCCGGGAGGCGGCGGAAUGAUCCGCGAGCUGUGCCGGGGCUUCGGUCGCUACCGCCGCUACCUGGGGCGGCUGAAGCAGAACCUGCACGAAACCCAGAAGUUCUUCCGCGACAUCAAGUGCUCCCACAACCACAGUUGUCCCUCCUCCCCCACGGGCGGCGGCGGCGCCGAGCCCGGUUUGCAGGCGGGCCAGAUGAGCUGCAUUUCCUUCCCACCUAAGGAGGAGAAGUACCUCCAGCAGAUUGUGGACUGCCCUCCCUGCAUAUUGAUCCUGGGCCAGGAUUGCAGUGUCAAGUGCCAGCUGUUGAAUCUGCUCUUGGGGGUGCAGGUGCUUCCCACCACCAAGUUGGGCAGUGAGGAGAACUGUAAACUUCGGCGCCUCCGCUUCACCUAUGGAACUCAGACUCGGGUCAGCCCUGCGCCCCCUGGACAGUAUAAAUCAGUGCACAUGCUGGUCGCUCACCAAGGCAACUGGGAGACCGUCCCCGAGGAGGAUCUGGAGGUUCAAGAGGACAGUGAGGAUGCUGCUCAUGUUUUAGCCGAACUGGAGGUGAUGAUGCACCAUACUCUCUUACAGGAAGUGGACAUUGUGGUAGCACCAUGCCAAGGCCUCCGGCCUACAGUGAAUGUUCUGGGAGACCUGGUGAAUGAUUUCUUGCCUGUGAUAACCUAUGCACUCCAUGAAGAUGAACUCUCUGAGAGGGAUGAGCAAGAGCUUCAGGAAAUCCGAAAGUAUUUCUCUGUUCCCAUAUUCUUUUUUAAAGUGCCAAAGCUGGGCUCGGAGAUAAUAGACUCCUCCACCAGGAGAACAGAGAGUGAAAGAUCACCACUUUAUCACCAGCUAAUUGACCUGGGCUAUCUGAGCAGCAGUCACUGGAACUUUGUGGCUCCUGGCCAGGACACUAAAGCUCAGAGCAUGCUGGUGGAACAAAGUGAGAAGUUGAGACACUUGAGCACGUUUUCUCACCAGGUGCUACAGACUCGCCUGGUAGAUGCAGCCAAGGCCCUGAAUCUGGUGCACUGUCAUUGCCUUGACAUCUUUAUUAACCAGGCCUUUGACAUGCAGCGGGACCUGCAGAUUACUCCCAAACGUCUGGAAUAUACUAGAAAAAAGGAGAAUGAGUUGUAUGAGUCAUUAAUGAAUAUUGCCAACCGAAAGCAGGAGGAAAUGAAGGAUAUGAUUGUUGAGACACUUAAUACCAUGAAAGAGGAACUUCUGGAUGAUGCUACCAACAUGGAGUUUAAAGAUGUCAUUGUCCCUGAGAAUGGAGAACCAGUGGGCACCAGAGAGAUCAAAUGCUGCAUCCGGCAGAUCCAAGAACUCAUCAUCUCCCAGCUUAAUCAGGCAGUGGCUAACAAGCUGAUCAGCUCAGUGGAUUACUUACGUGAGAGCUUUGUUGGAACCCUGGAACGGUGUCUGCAGAGCUUGGAGAAGUCUCAGGAUGUCUCAGUUCACAUCGCCAGUAAUUAUCUCAAACAGAUCUUAAAUGCCGCCUAUCAUGUUGAAGUCACAUUUCACUCAGGGUCCUCGGUUACAAGGAUGCUGUGGGAGCAAAUCAAGCAGAUCAUCCAGCGUAUCACAUGGGUGAGCCCACCUGCUAUCACACUAGAAUGGAAAAGGAAGGUGGCCCAGGAAGCCAUUGAGAGCCUCAGUGCCUCCAAGUUGGCCAAGAGCAUUUGCAGCCAAUUCCGGACCCGGCUCAAUAGUUCUCAUGAGGCUUUUGCAGCCUCCUUGCGGCAGCUGGAAGCUGGCCACUCAGGCCGACUGGAGAAGACUGAAGAUCUAUGGCUGAAGGUUCGGAAAGAUCAUGCCCCCCGCCUGGCCCGUCUUUCUCUGGAGAGCCGUUCUUUACAAGACGUCUUGCUGCAUCGUAAACCUAAACUGGGACAGGAACUGGGCCGUGGCCAGUAUGGUGUGGUAUACCUGUGUGACAACUGGGGGGGACACUUCCCUUGUGCCCUCAAGUCAGUUGUCCCUCCAGAUGAGAAGCACUGGAAUGAUCUGGCUUUGGAGUUUCACUACAUGAGGUCUCUGCCGAAGCAUGAGCGACUGGUGGAUCUCCAUGGUUCAGUCAUUGACUACAGCUAUGGUGGUGGCUCCAGCACUGCUGUGCUACUCAUUAUGGAGCGGCUACACCGGGACCUCUACACAGGGCUGAAGGCUGGGCUGACCCUGGAGACACGUUUGCAGAUAGCACUAGAUGUGGUAGAGGGGAUCCGCUUCCUGCACAGCCAGGGACUUGUCCAUCGUGAUGUCAAACUGAAAAAUGUGCUGCUGGACAAGCAGAACCGUGCCAAGAUCACUGAUUUAGGAUUCUGCAAACCGGAGGCCAUGAUGUCAGGCAGCAUUGUGGGGACACCAAUCCAUAUGGCCCCUGAACUUUUCACAGGGAAGUAUGAUAAUUCAGUGGAUGUCUACGCUUUUGGGAUUCUUUUUUGGUAUAUCUGCUCAGGCUCUGUCAAGCUCCCUGAGGCAUUUGAGAGGUGUGCUAGCAAAGACCAUCUUUGGAACAAUGUGCGGAGAGGGGCCCGUCCAGAACGUCUUCCUGUGUUUGAUGAGGAGUGCUGGCAGUUGAUGGAAGCCUGUUGGGAUGGAGACCCCUCUCAGAGGCCUCUCUUGGGCAUUGUCCAGCCCAUGCUCCAGGGGAUCAUGGACCGGCUAUGCAAGUCAAAUUCUGAGCAGCCAAACAGAGGACUAGAUGAUUCUACUUGAAAGCAAAUACCUUUCUCUUUCACUCUCUAUUUCUUUCCUUCCCCUCACCUUUUGCCUGUGGGGAGAAUUUAACAUUUAUUCAUUAUAGGGAGCUCCUGAGAGAACUGGUACUUG
Molecule: messenger RNA, 2877 nt
Organism: Galeopterus variegatus (Sunda flying lemur)
Lineage: Eukaryota; Metazoa; Chordata; Mammalia; Dermoptera; Cynocephalidae
Gene: DSTYK
Product: dual serine/threonine and tyrosine protein kinase
Exons: 13
Coding region: 1-2763 (920 amino acids)
Biological process (GO): protein phosphorylation
Molecular function (GO): ATP binding; protein kinase activity
Source: RefSeq, a predicted model, not a curated record